ACUUGUGUCCACCCGUUCCCUAUCUCUUCACGUCCAGUUCCACAUGCACCCACCCAAAGCAGACGAGAAGAGAAUAUCUGCUAAACAGAGACGCUAGUGUAAUGACCUCCCGAGAUCUCCAUUUGUAAUUCUUCUACUCACGCUCAACGUUCCUGAUCAUGGCUUCCAAACAUUUUCCAUCUCUUGCUGCCGCUGCUUUUGCUGCUCUGCUGUUCCAAUUUUUCUUGAAGAGAAGAUCAAGGGAAAUCAAUAGCGGGGAGGCAAAUAACGAUGCAGCUGCAAACGAGGGAACAGCAGUAGGCGAUUCUGAUGCUCACACUCCAACAAGUGUACCUGAAACGGCUACUUCAUCAGGACCAGCUAAGGAUGCAGCUGCAAACGAUGGAACAGCAGGGGGCGAUUCUGGUGCUUACACUUCAACAGAAGGGGACGGAACGGCUACAUGUGAGAAUGAAGUAUUCUUGAGCUUCAGAGGACCGGAUACUCGAGCAGGUAUUACUGAUCACCUUUACACUGGGCUUUCAGGUUUGGGAAUCCGCACAUUUAGGGACGACGAAGAUCUCCGUGAAGGGGAAGAGUUUGCCCCGGAACUUCUCCAAGCAAUUAAGCAGUCGAAGAUCUUAGUACCUAUCUUUUCAAAAAAUUAUGCCUCUAGUAUAUGGUGUCUCAAGGAGGUAGCCCAAAUGGUCGAGUGCAAGAAAACUGGGGGACAAAAGAUCAUGCCCAUUUUUUAUGAUGUGGCACCUUGGGAGGUUCGAUACCAAACCGGGGGUUAUAAAGACGCCUUUCUUUCACAUGAGAAAAAGAAGCGACAUGACGAAAAGACCAUCGGAGAGUGGAAGGCUGCUCUCAGCGCAGUUGGGGAAAUAAACGGAUGGGACCUGCAUAAGGAGGGGGAGAACAGGCGAGAAGGUGAGUUCGUGAAAAAAUUCAUGCGAGGGGUUUUGAGUGAGUUGAAAAAGGCUUCUCUAGUAGUAUCAGACAACUUUGUUGGUGUCGACAACCAUGUGGAUGCAAUCAUGGAAAAGAUUGGUGCUGAGACAAGCGAAACACGGAUUAUAGGAAUUCAUGGGAUGGGUGGCAUCGGAAAGACGACUAUUGCCAAAGUGAUCUACAAUAAAAUUUCCCACAACUUUGAGAAUUGUUGCUUUCUUGGCGAUGUUCGAGAAAGGUCAAAAGUUAAUGGCAUUCAAUGCUUGCAGAAGCAGCUCGUUUCUAGCAUCCUCAAAAGGGAAUGGACGGAAAUAAAUGACAUGCAUGAAGGAACUCAAACAAUUAAAGUCAAGUUGUCUAAUAAAAGGGUUCUCCUUCUUCUCGAUGAUGUAGAAGAAGCGAAUCAUAUUGAUGCACUUGUAUGUAAGCGUGAUUGGUUAGGUAAAGGGAGCAAAAUUAUUAUAACUAGCAGAAGGAUAGAUGUUCUUAGUGUUCCGGAAGUGGACGACCGCCAUGAGCUUACGGGCAUGGAUCGUGAUCAAUCUCUUCAACUUUUAAGCAAACAUGCCUUCAGAAGAGAUUCUCCUUCAUACGAGUAUAUUAACCAAUCCAACAGGGCGAUUGACAUUGUUGGAGGUCUUCCGCUCGCUCUCGAGGUCAUAGGUUCACUUUUAUAUUACACUAAAAAGGAAAUGUGGGAUGCCACAUUGAAGAUGCUUGAAAGUGUUCCUCAUGAUAAAAUUCAGAGUACGCUGAAAAUAAGCUAUGAUGCAUUAAAUAUGCGGCAACAACAGAUGUUCCUCGAUAUAGCUUGUUUUUUCAUUGGUUAUGACAAAGACAUUCUGGUUCAUUUCCGGGAUAAAUCUAAUUUUUUUCCGGAAGUGGUCAUGGAAGUUUUGCAGAACACGUCAUUGAUUAAGAUUAUAGAGGGUAACAAAGUGUGGAUGCACGAUCAAGUUAGAGACCUCGGAAGAGAAAUAGUUCGUCAAGAAAGUAACAUGAAAAUAGAGAAGCAAAGUAGGGUGUGGGAUCAUGAGCAAGGAUUCGAUUUGCUGAGGAAACAUAAGGGAAAAAAAGAAGUUGAAGCUCUUCGUCUCGAGUUGGACCAUCAGUGGCACUGUUUUACCUAUGAGGGCCUUGAGAGCCUAUCUAGUCUAAGGUUCCUUAAUGUGGAAGGUUCGAUGGAAAAUUUUCAUGCAGAAGAGAGGCUUCUUUGGCACGAAUCGCCAUCAAAUGUUCUUCCAACUAAUGAGAAUUUAGUUCUCCUUCCACAAUUACGAUGGCUUAAGUGGCGUGAUUUUCCCUCAACAUUUAACAUUGCGAAUUUCUUCGUUGAGGAUCUAGUUAUUCUCAAUCUAUCUUGGAGUAAAAUUACAGAUAAUUGGAAGGGGUGGAGCCACAUGAAGGUGAUGAAGAAUUUGAAAGUUUUGAAUUUGUCCUAUUGUGAUAGUCUACAAAGGCUGCCAAACGAGCUAGGUAGAGGUCUUGCAAGCCUUGAAUACCUAUCUCUAAGUUUAUGCGGAUCGUUGAAGAGGCUUCCGGAUUCGAUCGGAAAUAUGGAAUCGCUGAUUGAGUUGGAUAUAUCCCACUCGGGCAUCGACGAGCUGCCCGAUUCCAUCGGAAAGUUGAAAAAUUUGAAAAGAUUGAAGAUGCAGAAGAGUAAGAUAAGCAAAAUACCCGAUGCCCUUUGGACGAUUGAAAAGCUCGAAGAAAUAGAAGCCUUCAACUUUAAUGAGAAUUUGCAUGUGAACAUUGGCAAUUGCAUCCACAAGAAUGAAUCCCUGAGGAUCUUGAAAUUGUUUAGAGCGGAAAUAUACUUACUAGCAAGGCUUCCUGAAAGUCUUGUCACUCUAUCUCUUGAUUCGUUGAAGAUGGACACGUUUCCGGAUCUCUCAAACCUCACUAAUCUGAAGGAAUUGGAGCUGAGGUUUUGGUUUCGUGUUUUUGUUGGGGAGUCUGAUGGGCCUGUGGAAGAAUAUCCGAUACCACAGUGGAUUGGGAACUUGAGCAAACUGGAGUUUCUGAGCCUGCGCUGUCAUUUUGUGACCACCUCACCAACAGACCUUACCCUCCCUCCUCAACUCAAGCAGCUUCACCUCGAGUGCCCUAGUAAUCUGCUUCGCCUCCCGAGGCUUCCCUCAAGUUUAUCCUCCUUACAUUUGUAUCGAUGCGAGUCACUUUGCUCGAUGGGGGAUCUAUCGAAUUUGAAGAAUCUAUCAUCUAUCUUCAUUGAGGGCGCUGCAAUUGAAGAGAUUCAAGCCCUUGGUUGUUUGGAGAACCUACGAGAUGUGCAGCUUUUGAGCCUUGAACAGGUGAAGAUACUACCUGAUCUAAGCAAUUUAAACAAACUAAGGAGUCUUGAUGUAUCUCGUUUUCCUAAUCUGGUUGAGAUUCAAGGCGAACUACCAGAGUCUUUGGAAGCAUUGGAUAUUAAUUCCUGUGAAUCUUUACUGAAGUUGCCCGAUCUAUCGAAUUUGAAGAACCUGUCAUCUCUCCACAUUUCGUGCGCCGCAAUUGAAGAGAUUCAAGGCCUUGGUUGUUUGGGGAACCUACGAGAUUUGCAGCUUGAUCAACUUGGACAGCUGAAGCUACUGCCUGAUCUUAGUAAUUUAAACGAACUAGAACGUCUUGAAGUACAAUCUUGUCCUAAUCUGGUUGAGAUUCAAGGCGAACUACCAGAGUCUUUGGAAGCAUUGCUGAUUUAUUCCUGUGGAUCUUUACUGAAGUUGCCCGAUCUAUCAAAUUUGAAGAACCUGUCAUCUCUCCACAUUUCGUGCACUGCAAUUGAAGAGAUUCAAGGCCUUGGUUGUUUGGGAACCUACGAGAUUUGCGGCUUGAUCAACUUGGACAGUUGA
Messenger RNA from Rhodamnia argentea, 3788 nucleotides. Its product is annotated as disease resistance protein L6-like. NCBI's taxonomy places the organism in Eukaryota, Viridiplantae, Streptophyta, Magnoliopsida, Myrtales, Myrtaceae. The record is from RefSeq and is a predicted model, not a curated record. Gene Ontology annotation, molecular function: ADP binding. The coding region runs from base 159 to 3788 and encodes 1209 amino acids. The transcript has 6 exons. Gene Ontology annotation, biological process: signal transduction; defense response.